AUGACUUCAGUCAUUGAUUUCUGUACACCUGCUGUACCCGGCGAAGUCCACAAGUACUAUGGCUAUUCACACAACAAGUUCCUGAAAUUGCCACACAUCAAUCCCGUCCACACUGUAACGAACGCACCUGCUUCAAACGCUGCAUUCAAGCGCAGUCCAAGCAAAUCUAAAGAGCACAAAACGCUGAGAUCUGUAGCGCUCUCUGGCAACCUGGCCUUAUUGAGACAGUUUCUUCAAAUGGUACCUGAUCAGCUCCAAGCAGUCAACGAUCCUCACCCAGCAACUGGAUUGACUUGUUUGCAUUUCGCUGCUUCAAGGGGCCACCUGAAAAUCAUACAAUGUCUUGUUGAAGAAUACGCCGUUCGAGUAGAUUCUACAGAUAAAGAAGGCGAGGUAGGUUUCCAGGAGGAGCAGCGCGUCAUUUAUGACUUUACUGACAAGACAUGGUUACAGACUGCCCUGUUAAAAGCUGCGUACAAUGGCCAUUAUCAUGUUGUAGAAUAUCUACUGGACAGUAAUGCCAAUAUACAUCAGAAAGACAAGGAUGGCUGGACUGCAUUGCACAAUGCCUGUUCACGAGGUUAUUUCAGAAUUGUCAGAUUAUUAGUAGAUCGAAAGGCAAAAGUGGACGUUAGAAGCAAAAUGGGACACACUCCGCUGAGUAAGUUGGAUAUUGUACAUGUGUUUGGUGCAUAUAAACUGAUCUUUAACAUGGCAGUCAAUGCUGCAUCCAAGGGAUACAUGUCCAUUGUAGAAUAUCUGUUGGACGAAGCUCAUGCAAACCCACUGAUUAAGAACAAUUUCGGCGAGGCUGCCUACGAUGUGAGUGCAGCAGCUGGAGAAUCCUACAUCUGUGAGAUGCUGGAAAAGGCAGGUAGAAGAUGGUGGCAUCUACAGCACACGGAAGGCGUAUUGAACCCAAGCAAUAAGCGUGCCUCCAUGUUUGGUGCUACCUAUGAUCUACUGGAAUUUCAUGUCACUGUCAUUGUCAUUUUACAUGAAAAUCAGAGAUCAACAUCCUUACUGGGUCUCUCAAGACCCCAAUUCAGUGAGACCUACUUGACAAAGGCAGAUACGAGAGGGCCUUGGUCAUUGCAUCCCUCUGGCACACCGUCAGCCAAAGACAUGGUAGCAUUACCAGCAACAUCGACCAACAACCAUCGCAUCAGUAAUUUAUCCAACUGGUUCUGGCUUACAGAUUGGCAACUGGAUUACAGCAACCCUCGCGUGGACCCGACGUCAGGAUGGCAAUAUUCAAAAUCAUUCAGCGAUGAUGACGAUGCAUGGACGCCUGUAGCACCAACAAGUGGGUACAAUUGGGUGAGACGCAGAAGAUGGGUACGAGUUAUGAAGAGAAGAAUGGAUUUGACCAAGGGAAGUCAUCGGGGAGAAAAUGUCACCUUUGCUAAUGACGAUGAGGAGGAGGAAGAUCAAGAGAUCAGCCAACAAGAGCAAGAGGAUUACCUCUUGCAGGCUGAGAAUAUCAUCCACCAGACUAUCAAGUCGGGUGAUGCGACCGAAGACGACGCCAAUCAUGGUAACACCGUUCAAACUAUAAAGCAUAAUCUGGAAAAGUAUAACCAAGCAGUCAAGCUGUUGAACAUAUCUAUUCAGAACGAUACCAAUGAAUUCAGAAAACUUCAAGCAUCGACACUGGUCAAAUCUUACCUGGUACAAAUUGAUAGGCUGAAGAAUAAGGUUGAAGAAGAAGAAGAAGAAGAAGCAGAGGACAUCGAGGUACCUUUUCCUGUGGCACAACAGCAAUUACAUGAGGAUAAUUUUAGCCAUUUAAAUCAACACGAUGAAAACAACAACCCUUGGACCAGCAGCGGCCCUGAAUACUGGCCACCACAACGAAUGAACACGGUGGAUCUCUUCACAGAGCCGCAGGAGGAGCAUGCCUGGGAGUCUGAUAUGGACGCCAAAUCAUGCAGGGUGUGCACUCGAAAGUUUGGCCUCUUUUCAAGACGGCAUCACUGCCGAAAAUGUGGUCUGGUCGUGUGUGACAAAUGCUCGCCUUGGAAGGUAUUUUUGAAUCCUUCUGAUAUCUUGCAGGACCCUGAAAGCACAUUGGAGUCAGUGAGUGUAUUAGCAGCACAGCAACAAAGAGUAUGUGAUAAAUGCUACUACAAGCAACAGCAACCACAGCAGUAG
Molecule: messenger RNA, 2154 nt
Organism: Mucor velutinosus
Lineage: Eukaryota; Fungi; Mucoromycota; Mucoromycetes; Mucorales; Mucoraceae
Product: bud site selection protein
Exons: 3
Coding region: 1-2154 (717 amino acids)
Molecular function (GO): protein binding; metal ion binding
Source: RefSeq, a predicted model, not a curated record